GCCAUCAUGGCCCUCUUCCUGGGGGAUGUUGCGACCCUGGCUGCUGUGGCGCUGAGGUCCGGCUACGCGCAGCUGCCUUUCCUGCUGCCGCUGCCACUGCUGCCCGUGGCCUUUCGCCUCCGUGCCGAAUUCCGCUUUGCCGAGCCGUCACGACGGCUGUCGCUGCGAGCCGCACGGACGCUCGAU
Messenger RNA from Symbiodinium sp. CCMP2456, 186 nucleotides. NCBI's taxonomy places the organism in Eukaryota, Dinophyceae, Suessiales, Symbiodiniaceae. The record is from the annotation of a GenBank genome assembly.